Aspergillus alliaceus is the source of this 414-nucleotide messenger RNA. RefSeq lists its product as uncharacterized. The coding region runs from base 1 to 414 and encodes 137 amino acids. Lineage: Eukaryota; Fungi; Ascomycota; Eurotiomycetes; Eurotiales; Aspergillaceae. The record is from RefSeq and is a predicted model, not a curated record. The transcript is spliced from 3 exons.
AUGAAGCUGCCAGUCUCUUUUGGUCUGCUUGCUGUGCUAGCUUCCUCAGUUACAGCGAGAUACUAUAACUGGGGUGAAUAUCAUCCUAAGGCCUACUGCACUGCCCAUCGUUACUAUUGUGGAAAAACGCUUCUGAGUGUCGGAAACUAUAGGGAUCAGAUAAAGGAAGUUUUGGAUAGGGAGGGAUAUCCACUAGACGAUUGGCACAUCAACAACGCUCUCCUCUACUGUCGGAAGGGAACCACGGACGAACUUGGUUUUGAAAGAAUGGCUAGAUAUCAGUGCUAUGAUGGCGGUGACAGUAAAAGUGACUAUGUUGAUGACGUUGGGCCUGUUUCCCAGUACUGUAGCCCGAAUGGGAAGGCGUCAGGUAAACUUGAACAGGUCAUAACUUAUGCAAUAAAUUAUAUAUAG